CUGAUCAUUUUCAGUAAAAGUGUCCUGGGAUGAGAGGGUACUUAUGGAGGGGAGGAAAGCCACAGUGCAACCUGAACUGUGAAGGGAGACUUUCUUUCCCCGACAUCUGUCGUUUUUCCUGGUGUCUGUUGUUCAACACAGCCAGCCGCCAUGCCCACUGACGCCCAAAGCGAUGCCCGCUCCUUCCUGACUGAGGAGAUGAUUGCAGAGUUCAAGGCUGCCUUCGACAUGUUCGAUACAGACGGUGGCGGUGACAUCAGCACCAAGGAGUUAGGUACUGUGAUGAGGAUGCUGGGCCAGAACCCAUCAAGGGAGGAGUUGGAUGCCAUCAUUGAGGAGGUUGAUGAGGAUGGCAGCGGUACCAUUGACUUCGAGGAGUUCUUGGUCAUGAUGGUGCAACAGUUAAAGGAGGACCAGGCCGGAAAGAGUGAAGAAGAGCUUUCGGAAUGCUUCCGUAUUUUUGACAAGAACGGAGAUGGUUUCGUUGACCGGGAGGAGUUUGGAGACAUCCUACAUCUCACUGGAGAACCAGUCGUAGAAGAAGAUAUUGAUGAGAUGUUCGGGGAAGCAGAUACAAACAAAGAUGGAAAGAUUGAUUUUGAUGAGUUUCUCAAGAUGAUGGAGAACGUUCAGUAAUGAGACCAGAUCUACAUUCUUGCUCACUUGGUGACCCUUCCUCAGAGAGAAUAUGAAGCAUGCUGUGUGAUGGAAUUGUGCUCAGAGCAAACUCUAAAUGCUGUAAAACCUUGUACAAUUGUGAAUAUGAUGUAGCUUCUGAGACAUCUAAAUGGGUACAAGUGAAAUACCUUAACCCACACUCCCCUUUUCCUUCUCAUAUUAAACCCAGGGGCUCAGUGAGGAUAUCUAUAAAUAUCCGUUCAAACCUUUUAAGACGAAGGAACCUUCCCUGAUCGCCUUUUUGAGCCGGCCACCCAGCUGUCCCCUUGGCAGCUGCUGUUUCUCCAGAAAUGCUACACCACUUAAGCCCCACCUCCUCCUCAAAACUAAAUCUUCCCCAACCUGUUCUGUGCUUUCUAAAUAAAUCCACUUUCUCCUUGUU
Molecule: messenger RNA, 1060 nt
Organism: Micropterus salmoides (largemouth bass)
Lineage: Eukaryota; Metazoa; Chordata; Actinopteri; Centrarchiformes; Centrarchidae
Product: troponin C, skeletal muscle
Exons: 6
Coding region: 151-636 (161 amino acids)
Molecular function (GO): enzyme regulator activity; calcium ion binding
Source: RefSeq, a predicted model, not a curated record